This is a messenger RNA of Anisakis simplex (herring worm), 1122 nucleotides long. Lineage: Eukaryota; Metazoa; Nematoda; Chromadorea; Rhabditida; Anisakidae. The record is from the annotation of a GenBank genome assembly.
UGUAAUCUAAGGAGGCAUCCCACUUGUCGUGAAUUGAAAGAAUGGAGACACGGACAUGGCUCUAUCAAAGUGGAUCCGUUCACGUCGAUAUCAGCGAUAGAGAGAUAUUUGCUGGAUCGAGGUGUUGGUUAUGUGCGUGGCGAGGAUUCGUCUGGAGACGAGGAUGCAAGUGAUGAUGACGAAAUGCCAUCGGCGAUUCGUCAGUAUUCACCUGCGAUGAUGAGUAGCGAUGGUAGUGAUCAAUUGGCAAUGGCCACAGGCCUCUGGGUGAACACUCAUACACUCUACUAUCGAGCCGCAUCGAACUCGCCACCUCCAGAAUCCAAUAACGAUUCCCCUAGCACUCCAACAACUGCAUCUUCGUCCAAAUCGCCAGGCAACUCGAAAGCAGAACGAAAAGAGCGAAAGUAUAAGAUUGAUGAGAAACUUUGGCUAGAUGGUGAAGUACCGACAUAUGAUAGCCCAUUGGAUCCGUAUUUGACUAGUCAACUUCCGGUUGAAAUCGAUGAUCCGUCAGUGUGUUCGUUGGUUCUGUUGCGUUGUUUGUAUGGACUGAAUCGUUUUUGGUGGUCACUGUUCGACGACGAGGAUGUGCCACCGACAAGUCACGCUCCGUUACUACCUCACACAUCAUUUCAUUCAGCCAAAUUGAAUGCCAAAAUGUCCCGUCAACUGUCCGAUUUCCUGUCGGUCGCCACUCAACAACUACCCAAAUGGACUACGGAUCUCGUUAGAGCAGCGCCAUUCAUCUUCACGUUUACGUCUCGUCGUAAUCUGUUGUAUUGUACGGCAUUUGGUCGCGAUCGUGCUCUCAUGCAUUUAGUGAAUCAAACUGACGGCGGUCAUGCCGAUGGAGAGAGCGGACGAUUGACGCCCAGAUUAGAAAGACGUAAAGUGUCGAUUAAACGCGAUGACUUGUUACGGCAAGCCGAACAAACCAUGAAUCAUCUAGGAGGAAGCAGAGCAAUGUUAGAAGUGGGUUUCGAAGGAGAAGCAGGCACAGGUUUUGGUCCAACGCUUGAAUUCUAUUCGACAGUCUCACGUGAAAUCCAAAAGGCGUCACUGAAACUGUGGCACGGCAAAAGUAUAUCGGCCAAUGUUGAAAAUUCGGAUGGCUUUUAG